AGUCGGGAGUCGACAGAGCAAAGCAGAGGUGUCUGUGUGGUGUUUCCGGUGGGCAGCGGGCAUGGGUGUGGGAGAUGUACCUGCAUGUACCUGAUUUCACAGGUUGCAUUAGGUCAUAUUUCUGCAAGGAGAAUGUGGAUGCAUAUGAGUUUUUGAGUUGAGCUGUAUUUUGUGGCAUUGGACGUGGAACCCAGGGGCGCUCUACUACUGGCCACAUACCCAGCCGUUUAUAAUUUUUUUUAUUUUGAGACAGGGUCUCGCUAAGUUGCUCAUGCUGGUCUCAAACUUGCGAUGCUCCUACCUCUGCCUCCCGUGCCACUGGGAUUACAAGUGUGCCGUUACACCCAGCUUGAGCUGUAUUUUUAAGAGGAGAAAGUGUGUGUUGUGUUUCUAAGAUAAGAAUGUGUACUGUAUUUCUAAUGAGGGUGUGUAUGUUAAGAGAGGGUAUGUGUGUGUUGUGUUGUUUGAAACAAGGGAGUGUGUGAGUGUGGGUGUGUUGAGUUGUGUUUCUGAGGGGAGAAUGUGUGUGUUGCACUGUGUCUUUAAGAACUCAGGAGGCAUCUGGUGUGGUGGCCACACCUCUAGUCCUAUCCACUAGGGAGGCUGAGGCAGGAGGAUUACAAGUGGAGGCCAGCCUGGAUAAUUUAAUGAGACCCUGUCUCAAAAUAAAAAUGGCUGGGGUUCAGUGGUAAAUCACCCCUAGGUUCAACUCCCAGCACCAAAAGAAAACCUCGGGAGGACAUGUGUGUAGUAGAUGCUCCUGCGCCUCUGGUGGCCACACAUUCUGAUAAAGCCAUCAUAAAUGGAGGCGGGUUUGAGAACUGUUGUCUACCCGGACCCCGGAGGCACCAAAAGCUAAGCACUGGACCUGGUCACUCACAUAAAACCACACAAAAUCCCCAUGUGGGACCUCAACUCAUUAGGAGGCUUUAGACCUCUACUGUCACACGGACAGUGACAUCCAUGGGCCACACCUGUGCCAUGCGCAUGUUCCAACAGGCGCUGGGCUGGCUGAGCCUGUCUGUGGUGGAAGGUGGAGCCCCUGUUCCCUCAGGGUCCAUCAAGACCAGGAGCCACCAUGCCGGCCCCCUCCUUCUCUCCCCAACUUAGAGGCUUCUCUGCUUCUGGUGCCCCAGCCCCUCGCCCUGGCCUCCGGCCCCACCCACCCUCAGUGGCCUGACUGGUUCCCAACAAAAACACCCUGAGAAUGAGCUCACAGGGAGCUGCCGCCUCCACGUGCCCCGCCCCCCACGCCCAGCAGAGGAGGUGCCUCUGUUCCCAGGGCACACUGCUGGCUGGGAGCUCUGGGCAGGGUGCUAGGGACCUUGGAGAGGGAAGGGCCAGCCCCGCGAGCUGAGUGCAGGUGGGGGGAUCAAGAGCCAGCUGAGUGCCCUCUUGGUUAAUUACAUACAGUAAAAUUUUGGAAUUGUCCUCAGGGCAGAGCCCUGGCUUCAGAAGACAGACAGAGGAGCAGCCAUGUCGGUGCAGGUGGUGCCCCCUGGGAGCAUGGGGCUGGGCUCAGAGCGCCUGAACCCUGAGGAGCUGGUGCGGCAGACUCGGCAGGUGGUGCAGGGGCUGGAGGCCCUGCGGGCAGAGCACCGCAGCCUGGCUGGGCACCUGGCGGAGGCCCUGGCAGCACAUGGUCCUGCGCCUGGCUUGGAGCUGCUGGAGGAGAAGCAGCAGGUGGUGGGCCACUCCCUGGAGGCCAUCGAGCUGGGGCUAGGCGAAGCCCAGGUGCUGCUGGCCCUCUCGGCGCACGUGGGUGUGCUGGAGGCGGAGAAGCAGCGGCUGCGGGCUCAGGCCCGGAGGCUGGCGCAGGAGAACGUCUGGCUGCGCGAGGAGCUGGAGGAGACGCAGCGGCGGCUGCGGGCCAGCGAGGAGGCCGUGGCGCAGCUGGAGGAGGAGAAGCACCACCUUGAGUUCCUGGGGCAGCUGCGGCAGUAUGACCCGCCCGAGGAGAGCCAGCGCCCCGAGUCCCCCCCUCGCCGAGACAGCCUGGCCUCCCUGUUCCCCAGUGAGGAGAGGAGAGGUCCUGAAGCAGCAGGGGCCGCGGCAGCCCAGCAGGGCGGAUACGAGAUCCCUGCCCGCCUUCGGACCCUGCACAACCUGGUGAUCCAGUAUGCGGGCCAGGGCCGCUACGAGGUCGCUGUGCCUCUGUGCCGCCAGGCCUUGGAGGACCUGGAGCGGAGCUCAGGCCACUGCCACCCUGAUGUGGCCACCAUGCUCAACAUUCUGGCCCUGGUGUACCGGGACCAGAACAAGUACAAGGAGGCGACAGACCUUCUCCAUGACGCCCUGCAGAUCCGGGAGCAGACACUGGGUCCUGAACACCCUGCAGUGGCCGCCACCCUCAACAACCUGGCUGUCCUCUACGGGAAACGUGGGCGUUACCGGGAGGCAGAGCCCCUGUGCCAGCGUGCCCUGGAGAUCCGUGAGAAGGUCCUGGGCGCCGACCACCCAGACGUGGCCAAGCAGCUCAACAACCUGGCCCUGCUCUGCCAGAACCAGGGCAAGUUCGAGGACGUGGAGCGGCAUUACGCCCGCGCCCUGGGCAUCUACGAGGCCCUGGGUGGCCCCCACGACCCCAAUGUGGCCAAGACCAAGAACAACCUGGCCUCCGCCUACCUGAAGCAGAACAAAUACGAGCAGGCAGAGGAGCUGUACAGGGAGAUCCUCCACAGGGAGGGCCUGCCACCAACUUUGGGAGCUCCUAACACAGGCACAGCUGGUGAAGCAGAACAACAGGCUCUUCGAAGGAGCAGCUCAUUCUCUAAGCUCCGUGAGUCUCUCCGGCGGGGAAGUGAGAAGCUGGUGUCCCGCCUCCGAGGGGAGGGCUUGGCAGGGGCAGCAGGGAUGAAGAGAGCCAUGUCCCUAAAUGUGCUGAAUACAGAGAAUGUCAGAGCUCCGGGGGCUCAGCUCCGCAGUCGGCCCUUGAGUGAGCUCCCUCGGACCCUCAGCGCCAGUAUCCAGGACAUGAGCCCCCGCUAACACGGAUGGGACCAUGCAGCUUCUCCAGAAUGGGGGGUGCCUGGGAGGCGGGGGGCCAGUGGGUCGGACAUCAGUGCUGCCUUCUCCCCCGUAAUUAAAGGCUAUAGAUUUGGAAUGUC
Molecule: messenger RNA, 3107 nt
Organism: Marmota monax (woodchuck)
Lineage: Eukaryota; Metazoa; Chordata; Mammalia; Rodentia; Sciuridae
Gene: Klc3
Product: kinesin light chain 3
Exons: 13
Coding region: 1477-2988 (503 amino acids)
Biological process (GO): axo-dendritic transport
Cellular component (GO): kinesin complex; cytoplasm; membrane-bounded organelle
Molecular function (GO): kinesin binding
Source: RefSeq, a predicted model, not a curated record